AUGUUUAAGGUGAUUACCUUUCGGCGUGACAACGGAGGUCACGUUGACGGUCAUGAUUCGUCUCAAUGUGGCCUCGAUGCUCUGAGUACUAUUCUGAAGUGUCAACGCUGUGCUGUCAAAUCUGAUCAUUUGAAUUUUCGGCAUGUGCGAUACCUGGCUACGGCCACGGCACAGAAGGUGGCAUACAAACGAGAAAAACCGCACCUGAAUAUCGGGACCAUCGGUCACGUGGAUCAUGGCAAAACGACCCUGACUUCGGCAAUCACCAAAGUGCUGUCUUCCAAGAAACAGGCGGUUUUCAAAAAGUACGAGGACAUCGAUAAUGCGCCGGAAGAGCAAAGUCGAGGAAUAACAAUAAAUGCCGCCCACGUUGAAUAUGAAACCGAAAACAGACAUUAUGGCCACGUGGACUGCCCGGGACAUGCAGAUUACAUUAAGGUAUGCGUUAAGCUUUCAGUGAGGUUUUAUGUGGUCCAUUAGAA
This is a messenger RNA of Soboliphyme baturini, 482 nucleotides long. NCBI's taxonomy places the organism in Eukaryota, Metazoa, Nematoda, Enoplea, Dioctophymatida, Soboliphymatidae. The record is from the annotation of a GenBank genome assembly.